Molecule: messenger RNA, 333 nt
Organism: Caenorhabditis briggsae
Lineage: Eukaryota; Metazoa; Nematoda; Chromadorea; Rhabditida; Rhabditidae
Exons: 3
Coding region: 1-333 (110 amino acids)
Source: RefSeq, a predicted model, not a curated record
AUGAAGUUCUUCGUGUAUUUUUCCUUAAUUUUCAUCGUGUUCCUUUCCGGAAAUGUGGAUGCUGAUGCCUCCAUUUCCUUUGGAAGUGCCACAAUCCAAAGUCCAGCUGUCAGUCUGAAAGCCGUCAAUGAUAAUGGUCGUCUUGUUCAAACUGUAACAUGGACAUUCCAAGCAUCCCAGUGUGAAGUUUUGACACGAACAGAUGAAUCGAUCACAUCGAGAGCAGUAUUGGUCAGUCUUACCAGUACUUGCAUCAACCGCAAUGUGUGUGGUAUUCGUGGACCUACUAGCACCCCGAUCGUUUGCGAGGAAUUUAUGAGAAGACUCACUUAA